Aedes aegypti (yellow fever mosquito) is the source of this 1254-nucleotide messenger RNA. RefSeq names its product mediator of RNA polymerase II transcription subunit 21 (gene MED21). Gene Ontology annotation, cellular component: mediator complex. Gene Ontology annotation, molecular function: transcription coregulator activity. The coding region runs from base 536 to 961 and encodes 141 amino acids. The transcript has 2 exons. Lineage: Eukaryota; Metazoa; Arthropoda; Insecta; Diptera; Culicidae. Gene Ontology annotation, biological process: regulation of transcription by RNA polymerase II. The record is from RefSeq and is a predicted model, not a curated record.
GCCAUUUUUGACAAGAUCAUUUUUUUCGCAAGUCGAAGUCGCGAAGCUGCUGUCUGCUUUUUAUUUCAGUCGUCUUUUCUGAUUCGUAAGCAAAAGAAAUACUUUUUGCCAGCAAUAUCCGUAGUUUUCACCGGUAUAAACGUUCUCUGGAAGCAGUUCCGCAUUACCUUCCGAAACACUGGAUUACCAUUGCUGCCGAGAGCAUGAUUGAAGCUUGAAAGGAAGCGCAAAACCCGACGCAUUUACGCAUAUAAGAGUUUGGCUCGUGCUUUUCGUUCAUCAUUAUCGCUCCCCAGUUGGCAGAAGGUGCUGCACGGAUCCAUCCAUCGAAUCAAAGCCCCCUAACGUUUUCCUCCAUCGGAAGUGCCAUAGAAGAAUUCGUCGCAAUUGAAGCCCAAACACGGCAGCACCGUUAGCAACGGUGGCAACGUUUUACUUUUAGUUUUUUUUUUAAUUUUUAUUUUCCUUUUGAGUUGCAAUUUUAAUUUCUGCCAAAAUUGACGAGGAAACGCUGGAUUCCAUUGUCUUUGAAGCGAUGGCUGACAGACUAACCCAGCUUCAGGACACGGUAAAUCAGCAAGCGGAACACUUCUGCAACAGCAUCGGUAUACUGCAACAGUGCUCGGUUCCGAGCAAGUUUCCUGGCUUCGAGCGAACUGGCUCCCAAACUCCGCAGCAAAACCAACAGGAAGAUUACGCGCAAUUAUUUUCCACCCUGAUCUCACGAUGCGCCAAGGACAUCGACACGUUAAUCGAAUCUCUGCCCAGCGAAGAAAGCUCCAUUGAAUUGCAGGUGCAGGCCCUGAAACGGCUGGAAAUAGAAAACCAGGAAUCGGCGGAAAAGCUCGAAGAGGUCGUACGGAAAGGCGAACUUUUACUAGAGAAAAUUCAAGCUGCCUUGAGUGACAUUGCACAGUCCCAACUGGAUAUGCAGUAUUCAUCGUCGCCGAAGAAGCAAUGACUGUCAGCCACAACAGUUUCCGGCAUUGGGAGGACGGAACCAUUUGUCCGCUCGGCUGCCGCAGCUACUGUUACCAGUACGAGUACACUUAUUGAGGAGGAAGGAUGCAUCGCGAGGGAAAGCGACAAAAUGUGUUAGUUAUUUUCAGUUUCUUUGUUUUAUAUCAUUACGUUUCGUAUGCAUCCGUUGUAAACUAGUGAUAAUACUUACAUAAUAUAAUGAAUACAUGAGAUAACUAAAACAUAACGAUAAGUUAUUAAUAAAGCGACAUUUGAAACCGUGACUUUAUUUUA